This is a messenger RNA of Aspergillus saccharolyticus JOP 1030-1, 1935 nucleotides long. Its product is annotated as Brix-domain-containing protein. Gene Ontology annotation, biological process: ribosomal large subunit assembly; rRNA processing. NCBI's taxonomy places the organism in Eukaryota, Fungi, Ascomycota, Eurotiomycetes, Eurotiales, Aspergillaceae. The record is from RefSeq and is a predicted model, not a curated record. The transcript has 5 exons. Bases 43 to 1935 code for a protein of 630 amino acids. Gene Ontology annotation, cellular component: nucleolus. Gene Ontology annotation, molecular function: rRNA binding; protein binding.
CAGCUUCGGACUUUCCACAAAUCACAGCAUAUCACAUUCACCAUGGCGUCCGUUUACAAGACCGUCUCGAAGAAAGCCGCUCAGCGCAUUGCCCGGGAGCAGGAGCUCGAUGAGGAGGAGCUCGAAAUGGAGGAAUUCCUUGCUAACGCCGACGAUUCAAGCGACAGCGAGGACGAUGAGGAAACCACCACCGAAGCGGCGAAGAAGCAGCUUGCUGCUGGUUUCAUGCCUAAGACUCGCGUCCUGAUGUUGACCUCAAGAGGUGUCACUUACCGCCAUCGACACCUGCUUGCAGACCUUGCCUCUCUUCUCCCCCAUGUUCACAAGGAAAACAAACUCGACACGAAAAAGAAGACUGCUGGUUAUAACCUCCUCCUGAAUUCCCUCGCCGAUCUCCACUCUUGCAACGUCAUCUUCUUCCUCGAGGCUCGUAAGCAUGGUCAAGAUUUGUACCUCUGGCUUGCGCGUCCUCCCAAUGGACCUACCAUCAAGUUCCACGUCAACAACCUGCACACAAUGGGUGAGCUGAAUGCUGGAUUCAGCGGAAACUGCCUGAAGGGUGGUCGUGGUCUCGUGGUCUUCGACCGCUCGUUCGACGAGCAGGGCCCGCUCAUGAGUGCUCCCGGCAGCGAAUACCGGGGCUUAAUCAGGGAGAUGCUUCGCGGCGUCUUCUGCGUUCCCAAGCGCGGUGUGAAGGGUAUGAAGCCUUUCGUCGAUCGCAUCAUCGGUGUCUUUGGCGUGGAUGGCAAGAUCUGGAUUCGCAUUUACGAGAUUCGGGAGUCGGAGGGCGAUAACAAGAAGGAGGACGCCAAGGACGCCAAACCCGCUCUCAGAAAGAAGGACGGUCAACCGGAGAUUUCUCUCGUCGAGAUUGGACCCCGCUUUGUCUUGACGCCGAUUGUGAUCCUGGAGGGCAGCUUUGGCGGGCCCGUCAUCUACGAGAACAAGGAAUACGUGAGCCCCAACCAGGUCCGUCGUGAAAUCCGCGUUGGCAAGGCUGCUCGCCACGCGAACCGCCGGGAUGCCCAGACGGACCGUUUUGCGAAGCGGUCGAAUUUGGGAUUGGGUGAAGGCGAGAAGAAGCCGGGUGCGCUAGACACAAGGCACCUCCCCCUGUGGCGGCUGCGCGAAACUUAUACCUUUACGGACCUUACGACGACCACCAUGUCCUUCGACGUGCUAGCCGCGGAGCUCCUGCUCCAUAUAUUUUGCUCCUGCGAAAGCGUCACCGACGUCAUGAACCUCGCCUCGACAUGUCGCCGAUUUCACAUUGUUUUUCAUCAAUCCAAUAAACUACAGAUACUUUCCGAUGUGGCCGAGCUGGACGAACGUGCGCAAUUGCUGCACAAUUGGUCCACCGCCGACUUGGCCGAGAUCGAGGACGUGCGCGCAAUCAUCGGCGACAUCGUGCAGAACCACAUCUGCCCCAGCAACGGGACUAUCCAGCGUCAAUUCAAGAAGCGAUAUCCCGAGAGCACGCACCAAUUGAUGUUCAACAUCCAUCUGAAUUACCCUACGACGCGGGCGUCUCCCACCGAGUCGCAAAGGUUGUUCGCAAAGCCCUCGGAUCCGGCCGAGCGGUACUUCCAUACUACGCACCCGGGCAAUUUUGACUCCUCGGCGAAGUACAAGUCGCGGUUUCGGAACGAUCUGUUCCAUGACCCUGGGUUCGAGGGGUGGGGGGACGAAAUCCCGCACUACUAUAUUGUGCAGGACAUGAUGAAGCUUGACCCGGGUCAAAUCUUGUGGCUGCGGGAUCAUGCACUGCUCAAGGAACAGGUUGAGGCCUAUAUUUGGGACAUGGGUGACUGGUUCCGGGACAACGGGGAGACAUUCGGGGACACCCUGGAAUGGGUGAUCAAAGAGAGGGGGCAAGAUGUGGAAGAGUUCCGCCGCGCCAUUGCGGAUCGUGAGAUCGGGAUUGUCCAGAAUUAG